GUCCUAAGUGUGAAGCUGACAGCAAAGCUGAGCCCUGAAGUCUUUGUUGCAGUCAGCCAGUGGGGAAGAGGAGCAGAGGCUUCUGAGUGGGGCUGAGCUGAGGUCUGGGGCCGUUCAUGCUUCCUUGGUCUUUGACAACUUGUUCUUCCCUGAGCCUCAAUUUUCCACUCUGAAAAUUGGGGAUAGUAACAGCACCUUCCCUACUAAUUGUGAAGACACCACAUAUAUGAUUUUAAUGCUAGAGACUGCCAAGUCAAGGCCUUAUUGUUUGGACAGAGAAUCUGGGGCUGGGAAGAUGGCUGUGACCUUAAGUGGUUGGCCUAGAAUCAGGGCUGGCUGUGCUGCUCCAAGAACACUGCUUCCUCCUAUCAAAUCCAGCCCUAGUCUCUGCCAGCACUUGGCUAGGAGGGUCUGAGCCCUUUAACAGUAGAGUUUAAUGAGCAUAAAUGUAGAAGUCCAUCUUCUCAGUGACCCUGUGAGGCAUAGACUGCUGCAAAUCCCCACUUUACAGAUAAGGAGACUGAGGCUCAGGCAAAUUUAAGUUACCUGCCCAAGACUACACAGCUAACGGUGGUGGAGCUGAGAUUCGAGUGCAGGUACAUUCAAGUCCACUUUCUUGAUUCCCUUUCCCUCUCUUAGGCUCCUCCAUGCCUCAGCUUCCCCAUCUCUAAAAUGGCAUGUCCUCCAGGUUCCCAGCUUAGAGGAUCCUUCCUCCGGCAGAACUGUGCUGAGUCCAAGGCCCAAAGGGUUAUAUAAACCCUCAUUUGCCCAGGAGGGUGUCUCAGCUUCCCCGUCUCCUGUCCCUCACACCACAGCAACUUGAGAUUUUUACACAGACGGGAACUGUGUGUGGGGUGGUGAGCGAGCAAGUGUGUGUGUUUGUGUGUGUGUGUGUGUGUGUGUGUGUGUGUGUGUGUUUGCAACAAAUAUUUUAUAAUAGACAAGCCUCGUCUGCCACUUCUAAAAGUAGUGAAAAAAAAAUACUUCGAGAAAGUAAAAAUAACCCAGAGCCUGAGUCACUGGAGUCAUUGAACUCAGCCAGAACUGGCUACUCUAGCUGUGAGUGCUUGGGCACACUGAAGGGCAGUGGGUCAGGGCCAGAAAUUUGGGGGUGGACACCUGGGCUUUUAGGGGAAAAGUCCCAGUGGUUAUUUUGCAGGUGAAAUGAUUGUCCAUCCACCGUUUUUUUCCCCACGCAUUAGGAAAUGUCUCCCUGAAAUGCUGUGUCUUCUUUCUCUUUUAAAAGUGACUUGACAAUUGAUAAUUUUGCCCUAGUGACGGGCACCUUAGAGCUUUUAUUUCUUAGAGGCCAAACAUUGAUGUUGUGUGAAAUGGGAGCUUGGUGGAGCUUUUGUGCGGAUCUCGAGCUUCCUGAAAAAUUUAUUUACUGUGACUGUGAUCCGCAGGAGCGAAUUGAUGUUUAUCUAUAGCCGUUCACGCCAGCAAAGAGGGGAAAAAUGCAUAACUGCACUUUCCUCGGAGGUCUUGCGAGGCUGUUUAAAUAAGUAUCUAAUAGUGAACUUUCAAUAGCAGACAGGCAGCUUGAUGGACAGGGUACAGUGUAUUAUUAACCAUAAGCAGGCUUAAUCUUUCCCCCAUGUUUUAGAAGAAGCUUUAUAACCUUCUGGCCAAGGAAUUCAUGAGAACCAGGUAUUUGAAGCUAAGCAAAAUUAUCCUGGCCGUUCCAGUGGCAGAAUCGAUAAUUCUGAGAGCCGCAUGAAGGAGGGGAACCAGAGGCUGCAGCUGGGCCCCGAGCAAGCAGCUCCGGCCACCUCCUUGUGGCCAGAAGGUCAGGAGAAGUUUACAGGGGCCUAGAGCUGGCAAGGGGAGGCAAGGAUCAUGCCGGGAGCCUGGUUUUCCUGCCAGAAGGAGCUUAAUUCCGUCGCUUCCGAGCUGUCUGCACGGCAGGAGGAGAGUGAACAUUCUCAUAAACAUUUAAUUGAACUCCGCCGGGAAUUUAAGAAAAAUGUACCUGAGGAAAUCAGAGAGAUGGUGGCUCCUGUAUUAAAAAGCUUCCAAGCUGAGGUGGUGGCCCUUAGUAAGAGAAGUCAGGAGGCCGAGGCAGCUUUCCUGAGCGUUUACAAGCAAUUAAUUGAAGCACCAGACCCUGUGCCUGUGUUUGAGGCAGCGCGUGGCCUAGACGACAGACUGCAGCCCCCCAGCUUCGACCCCAGCGGGCAGCCGCGGCGAGACCUCCACACUUCGUGGAAGAGGCACCCCGAGCUCCUUGGCCCUAAAGAGCAGAGAGAGGGGACGUCUCCGGCCGGACCCACGCUGACUGAGGGGAGCCGCCUCCCAGGCAUUCCCGGCAAAGCCCUCCUGACAGAAACUUUGCUGCAGAGAAAUGAGGCAGAGAAACAAAAGGGCCUUCAAGAAGUACAAAUCACUUUGGCAGCCAGACUGGGGGAGGCAGAGGAAAAGAUCAAAGUCCUACAUUCAGCGUUAAAGGCCACACAGACAGAGCUGUUGGAACUGCGGCGGAAAUACGAUGAGGAGGCAGCAUCCAAGGCAGAUGAAGUCGGCCUGAUCAUGACCAACUUGGAGAAGGCUAAUCAGCGAGCUGAGGCUGCCCAGCGGGAGGUAGAAAGUCUUCGAGAACAACUCGCCUCAGUCAACAGCUCUAUCCGCCUGGCCUGCUGCUCCCCCCAGGGACCCAGUGGGGAUAAGGUGAACUUUGCGCUGUGCUCAGGCCCCCGGCUUGAGGCUGCCCUGGCCUCCAAGGAUCGGGAGAUCCUGCGGCUGCUGAAGGAUGUGCAGCACCUCCAGAAUUCUCUGCAGGAACUGGAGGAGACCUCUGCCAACCAGAUUGCGGACCUGGAGCGGCAGCUCACGGCCAAGUCCGAAGCCAUAGAGAAGCUGGAAGAGAAGCUCCAGGCACAGUCUGACUAUGAAGAAAUUAAAACAGAGCUGAGCAUCCUGAAAGCCAUGAAGCUGGCCUCUAGCACCUGCAGCCUCCCGCAGCCCAGCUUCUUGUCUCCUCAGGGCAUGUCCAAGCCCGAAGACUCGUUGCUCAUGGCAAAGGAGGCCUUCUUCCCCACGCAGAAAUUCCUUCUGGAAAAGCCUGGUCUUCUGACCAGCCCUGAGGAGGACCCUUCAGAGGAUGAUUCCAUCAAGGACUCCUUGGGCACAGAGCAGUCCUACCCAUCGCCUCCACAGCUCCCGCCACCGCCAGGGCCUGAAGACCCCCUGUCCCCCAGCCCUGGGCAGCCCCUGCUGGGCCCUGGCCUGGGCCCCGAUGGCCCAAGGACUUUCUCAUUGUCCCCCUUCCCCAGCCUGGCUUCUGGGGACAGACUGGCAGGGGACACACUGCUGUCCAAACAUAUGAUGCCCCCGGCCACCUUCAAGGGGGAGGCGGGUGGCCUGCUGGUGUUCCCCCCAGCCUUCUAUGGCACCAAGCCGCCCACGGCCCCUGCCACCCCAGCUCCUGGCCCUGAGCCACCCGGGGCCCCCGAGCCUGUAGAUGGGGGUGGGGGCAGCACAGCUGGGGCAGGGGCCGGAACCGAGGAGGAGCAGCUGGACACGGCGGAGAUUGCAUUCCAGGUGAAGGAGCAGCUGCUCAAACACAACAUCGGGCAGCGGGUGUUUGGCCACUAUGUGCUGGGGCUGUCACAGGGCUCGGUCAGCGAGAUCCUGGCCCGGCCCAAGCCCUGGCGCAAGCUCACAGUGAAGGGCAAGGAGCCCUUCAUCAAGAUGAAGCAGUUCCUGUCGGAUGAGCAGAACGUGCUGGCUCUGAGGACCAUCCAGGUGCGGCAGCGAGGCAGUAUCACCCCAAGAAUCCGCACACCAGAGACAGGCUCAGAUGACGCCAUCAAGAGCAUCCUGGAACAGGCCAAGAAAGAGAUCGAGUCCCAGAAAGGGGGUGAGUCCAAGAACUCCACGGCCCCACUGGGCAUCACCAACGGCACAGCCCCCGCCAGCACCUCGGAAGAUGCCAUCAAGAACAUUCUGGAGCAAGCGCGCCGCGAGAUGCAGGCGCAACAGCAGGCCCUGCUGGAGAUGGAGGCCGGCCCCCGGGGCCGCUCGGUGCCUCCCUCGCCCCCAGAGCGGCCCUCGCUGGCCACUGCGAGCCAGAAUGGGGCUCCGACCUAUGUCAAGCAGGAGGACAGCAGCGGUGGUGGUGGUGGCGGCGGGGGAACCAGCAGCAGCGCCACACAGACCUCCCUCACGGUCUUGUCCCCUGCUGCCUUCGUGCAGAGCAUCAUCCGGAAGGUCAAGUCGGAGAUUGGCGACGCCGGCUACUUCGACCACCACUGGGCCUCGGACCGUGGCCUGCUCAGCCGCCCCUACACCUCUGUCUCACCCUCCCUCUCCUCCUCCUCCUCCGGCUACUCCGGACAGCCCAACGGGCGGGCCUGGCCCCGUGGGGACGAGGCCCCCACGGCCCCCGAGGACGAAGCGGCGGGGGGCGAGGAUGAGCCUCCCAGAGUGGGCGAGCUGAAGGCCGAAGGUGGCGUCCCCGAGGCGGGCAGCGGUGGGCGGCUGGCCUACUACCCGGCGUACGUGCCCCGCACACUGAAGCCUACCGUGCCGCCCCUGACCCCCGAGCAGUACGAGCUUUACAUGUACCGGGAGGUGGAUACACUGGAGCUGACGCGCCAGGUCAAAGAGAAGCUGGCCAAGAAUGGGAUCUGCCAGAGGAUCUUCGGGGAGAAGGUGCUGGGCCUGUCACAGGGCAGUGUGAGCGACAUGCUGUCCCGGCCGAAGCCGUGGAGCAAGCUGACACAGAAGGGGCGAGAGCCCUUCAUCCGCAUGCAGCUGUGGCUCUCAGACCAGCUCGGCCAGGCCAUCAGCCAGCAGCCCAGCGCCUCUCAGGCCAGUCCCACGGAACCGAGGUCCUCGCCGUCCCCACCCCCUAGCCCCACGGAGCCGGAGAGGAGCUCCCAGGAGCCCUUGAGCCUGGCACUGGAGGGCAGCAAGGAGAACCAGCAGCCGGAGGGACGCUCCAGCUCCUCGCUGGGGGGGAAGGUGUACUCGGGCAGCCAGGCCACGGGGGGCAUCCAGGAGAUUGUGGCCAUGUCCCCCGAGCUGGACACAUACUCCAUCACCAAGAGAGUCAAAGAGGUCCUCACAGACAACAAUCUAGGGCAGCGGCUGUUUGGGGAGAGCAUCCUGGGACUGACGCAGGGCUCCGUGUCUGACCUGCUGUCCCGGCCCAAACCCUGGCACAAGCUGAGCCUGAAGGGACGGGAGCCCUUUGUGCGCAUGCAGCUGUGGCUCAAUGACCCCCAUAAUGUGGAGAAGCUGAGGGACAUGAAGAAGCUGGAGAAGAAAGCCUACCUCAAGCGCAGGUACGGCCUCAUUAGCACCGGCUCCGACAGCGAGUCUCCAGCCACCCGCUCCGAGUGCCCCAGCCCCUGCCUGCAGCCCCAGGACCUGAGCCUCCUGCAAAUCAAGAAGCCCCGAGUGGUGCUGGCGCCCGAGGAGAAGGAGGCGCUGAAGAAGGCCUACCAGCUGGAGCCCUACCCCUCCCAGCAGACCAUCGAGCUCCUCUCCUUCCAGCUCAACCUCAAGACCAACACCGUCAUCAACUGGUUCCACAACUACAGGUCCCGGAUGCGCCGGGAGAUGUUGGUGGAGGGGACCCAAGACGAACCAGACCUCGACCCCAGUGGGGGUCCCGGCGUCCUGCCACCAGGCCACUCCCGCCCAGACCCUACCCCACAGAGCCCUGACUCUGAGGCUGAGGACCAGAAGCCUCCUGUGAAGGAGCUGGAGCCUCAGGAGGGCUCUGAGGAGCGCGUCAUACCCCCGACCACCCAGGACAAGGCCCAGGUGAGGAUUAAGCAGGAACAGACUGAGGAGGAUGCAGAGGAAGAGGCGGGAAACCAGCUCCGGGACCCAGGGGAGCCAGACGAAGGCCAAGGUUCCCCCAAAGAGGCGCAUCCCGACCAUCCGGGUAAUGACAGACUCCCGAAAGUGGCCCCAGGGCUCCUCCUUCCAGGCGGGACCACUCCAGACUGCCCCUCACUGCAGCCCCCCCAGGAGAGCGAGGGUGGGGAGCGGCUACACCCGGACCCUCUGAGUUUUAAGUCGGUCUCCGAGUCCUCGCGCUGCAGCCUGGAGGUGUCGCUGAACUCACCCUCAGCCGCCUCCUCACCGGGCCUCAUGAUGUCCGUGUCACCUGUCCCCUCCUCCUCAGCCCCCAUCUCCCCAUCCCCACCCGGCGCCCCUCCCGCCAAAGUGCCGAGCGCCAGCCCCACUGCCGACACGGCUGGGGCCCUGCACCCCAGCGCCAAGGUGAACCCCAACUUGCAGCGGCGACACGAGAAGAUGGCCAACCUGAACAGCAUCAUCUACCGGCUAGAGAGGGCCGCCAAUCGGGAGGAGGCCUUGGAGUGGGAGUUCUGAAGGCGGCCGGGCGCACGAGGGCAGGGGGCACACGGGGGGCCGCCCUUCCCUCUCUCACUCGCUCUGCCAGGCAGGGUGGAGGAAGGAAGGGAGGAACUCGACCAUCAAAAUGUGGGCAGCAGUGUGAUGCAGUUUACGUUUUCUGUCGUAACCCUAGUUCUGGGACGCGGCGCAGGAGCGGGUGGGGCGUGUGCCACCACCGCCUCUCCUUGGCACCCGCCGCCCCGCGGGGCGCCCCCUUCUCCACCCUGGCCUCUCUGCGGGAGGCACAAGCGAUGUGGCACCACAUUCUCACCUGGAAACUCCAAACUCUUUUAGAAAAAUAAAUAUUUAUAGACCUCUUUUAGAUAUUUUAAUAAAGGAUCCUUUGGAAUUUAU
Felis catus (domestic cat) is the source of this 6726-nucleotide messenger RNA. It is a transcript of the gene CUX2, whose product is annotated as cut like homeobox 2. Bases 1840 to 6348 code for a protein of 1502 amino acids. The transcript is spliced from 22 exons. Gene Ontology annotation, biological process: regulation of DNA-templated transcription. NCBI's taxonomy places the organism in Eukaryota, Metazoa, Chordata, Mammalia, Carnivora, Felidae. Gene Ontology annotation, molecular function: DNA-binding transcription factor activity, RNA polymerase II-specific; DNA binding. The record is from RefSeq and is a predicted model, not a curated record.